Gasterosteus aculeatus aculeatus (three-spined stickleback) is the source of this 2976-nucleotide messenger RNA. The record is from RefSeq and is a predicted model, not a curated record. NCBI's taxonomy places the organism in Eukaryota, Metazoa, Chordata, Actinopteri, Perciformes, Gasterosteidae.
GUCGUCGACCCUGUAACAGCUUGGGAGGAGACCGGCUACACCUGCGUGCUGCUCAGGCGCCAACGUUACUUCCAGAAGAAACAACAAUGUCCUUAUUCUUUUGCAUUUCUCUCACGUGCCUGUUUUACUCCUCGGCCACGCGCAACAACAGACCCGUCAUCGGAAUCCUGGCCCAGGAAAUCCGUGUGCCCAAACCCAACCAAACGACUUACGUCGCUGCCUCCUACGUCAAGUUCCUGGAGUCUGGAGGCGCGCGGGUGGUGCCCGUCAUGCUCGAUCAGACGCUGGAGGAGUAUAAGCGAGUGUUCAACUCCAUCAACGGGAUCCUUCUCCCGGGAGGAAGGGCCAGCAUCAUCUCGUCUCCGUUUCAAAGAGCUUCACAGAUCUUUUAUGAGCUCGCCGUUGAGGCCAACAACAGGGGCGACUACUUCCCCCUGUGGGGAACCUGUCUUGGCUUUGAGCAGCUGUUUUAUUUCACCAGUUUUAAGACGACGCUGUCUCGCACCAACACGACUGGUGUGGCGUUGCCCCUGAGCUUCACCAACGAAAGCAAAAGCAGCCGGCUGCUGAAAGAUUUCCCCGCUGAACUGCUGGACGCUCUGGCGUCCGAGCCGCUCACAGAACACUCGCACAAGUUUGGUUUGGCCCUGUCGACUCACGACACGAACGAGGAGCUGAAGAGGUUUUACAAAGUUAUCUCCACCAAUUGGGACGGAGCCACGGAGUUCGUGUCCACGUUCGAAGCGUACGAUUACCCGUUCUACGGCACGCAGUGGCACCCGGAAAAAAACGCGUACGAAUGGCGGAAGCCUUACGUUCCUCACUCGCCGUCGGCCGUCAGGACCACGUUCUUCAUGGCGGAGUUCUUCGUCAACGAAGCCAGGAAGAGCUUCCACAGGUUCAGGUCUGAGGAGGAAGAGCGGAGCGCGCUGAUAUACAACUACAGUCCCGUCCACAGCGGACCCAACGGCUUCUUUGAGCAGGUGCUGCUCGUGGUCCUCCUGACCGCGGCGGCUCGCGCCCAGUCCUUCCACCGCGGAAAAUGUCCCCGGCCGUCUGUCCAGCAGGAUUUCGAUGUCACGAAGUACAUGGGGACCUGGUAUGAAAUAGAGAAGCUCCCAGCCGCGUUCGAGAGAGGAACAUGUAACCAAGCGACCUACAGUCCUCUCGCCGAUGGGACGGUCAAAGUUCGCAACGCAGAGCUUCUGUCCAAUGGGAAGAGAAGUACAAUCGAGGGUGUUGCCAAAGUCAAAAACGCGUCACAACCGGCUAUAUUGGGCGUCGGCUUCUUUAAAGGCGUUCCAGAUGCCCCCUACUGGGUGCUCUCCACAGACUACCACUCGUACUCCCUGGUGUACUCCUGUACCAAGUACUUCCUCUUCCACGUGGACUACGCCUGGAUCCUGUCUCGCACUCGGGUGCUGGCUGAGGAUGUCAUCGGCCCGUUGCGUGAUCGGCUGGCCUCCGCCGGUGUGAACGCCAACCGCCUCACCGUCAGCAAUCAGACCGGAUGCGAUCGGACUGCAGCCAAGACGAACGAGCGACCCAUCAUUGGAGUGCUGGCUCAGGAGGUUUCUUCCCCCAAAACCAAUCGGACGGCCUACAUCGCUGCCUCCUACGUCAAGACGCUGGAGUCAGCGGGGGCGAGGGUGGUGCCCGUCAUGAUCAACCAGACGCCGCAGGAGUACGAGGCGCUGUUCGCCUCCAUUAACGGGAUCCUUUACCCGGGGGGCAGCGCCAACAUCCUGUCCUCCGGCUACCAACGGGCCGCAAAAAUAUUUUACGAACUCGCUCUGGAGGCGAACAAGCGAGGCGACUACUUCCCGGUGUGGGGAACCUGCCUCGGGUACGAGCAGCUGACCGUGCUGACCAGCGGAGAGGACUUACUGUCGCUCACCAACACCAGCGGCGUGCCGCUCCCUCUCAACUUCAUGGACGGAGCCAAAAGCAGCCGGAUGUUUGAAGGCUUCCCGGACGAGCUCAUGGAGGACCUGGCCUCCGAGCCGCUGACGGCCAACGUGCACAACUGGAGUGUGUCGCUGUCGACGCAUAAAACAAACGAGCAGCUGAACAGCUUUUACAAAGUUCUCUCCACGAAUACGGACGGAACGACGGAGUUUGUGUCAACGGUUGAAGCGUUCGACUACCCGAUUUACGGGACUCAGUGGCACCCGGAGAAGAACGCGUUCGAGUGGAGGCGGCCGUACGUUCCUCACUCUCCCUCGGCGGUCAGGAUCUCCUUCUACGCGGCUCAGUUCUUCGUCAACGAAGCCAGGAAGAACUUUCACAAGUUUGACUCGGAGGAGGAGGAGGGAAAAGCGCUGAUCUUCAACUACAGUCCCGUCUACGCGGCGCCCCGAAGCGUCUUCGAGCAAAUCUAUUAUUUCUGAUUGUAGAUGCUGGAUUUACAUAAAUAUCACAACAGGCGUUCUGACUCACGUGAUCCGCCUGCUACUGGACUUCAUGGGAAACGAGGUUACAACAUUGUGCUCCGACUGGUGAACAAACGACUCGUCAGACGUAACUUCCAAAAUGCUUUAUGCACAAAUAACACUCGACACAUAUUAUUUUUCUCUUAUUUAGAAUUAAAUGAUAUUUGAAUAACAUUUACACAUCAAGCUGACGAGACAUGGAUCUCAAUCACAAUAUGUAUAUGUCAUUUAUGCAAUCCAGUAAGGAACAUUCAAGAUGUCAAAAUGACCGAGCUGAGCUGUCAGUGCUGCAGGUGACGUGUGAACAUGCACUGAAACACAAAUGCUCAUUCAAAUCAGUAAAAGGAGCGACGACACAUGUGCCUCGAGAGUUCAUCUCAUCUGCCACGUUUGCAUUGCUUCCUUGAAAAAUGUUUCCCCCCUUAUAUACAAAUGUGUAACACUUAUCGUAAUGCCGUCUGCCUUCGUCCUUGAAUCAUGUGUUUAGUGACUUAAGUGACACGGCGCUUUUAUUAAACGCACACUUUCUUUUCCGUUUCCUCCA